ACUGCCGCCUCGACUGCGACCUCGACUGGCACUCUGCCUAUUCACUUGUUGAGCACUCCACAGUCACAGCUGCACUCUGUUUUUCCCUCCACCAAACAUGUCUGAGAAGGCAGUCGACGAGAAGCCCCCCAAGCUGGGUUCAGGCUCCGGCCACGAAUCGCCCACCACUGCCCGCGAGCUCGACUUUGACGACGACGACGAGACGCCCGCAGCUACUGGCGAGCAGACCGCAGCCCCGCCCCCGCCGUCCAAAUCACCUAAGCCAGGCGUUCGCUUCUCCGACGAUGCCACUGAGAUCCCCCCUGCGAAGCCACCGCGCCCAGUGAGCCCGCGGCAGACUGCUACAACCACGCUGAUCGAAGCAUUCCCUGACACAGACCCCACGACUGUGAGAGGAAUCCUCAUGGCCAGUGAUUGGAACGUCGAUAAGGCCUUCGAUGUGUUACUCAAAUUGUCGGAUCCCAAUUACAAGGACGAGGAAGCCCCUCCGCCUAAACCUCCGCGCCCGACAAAAAAGCCGAUGACUCAACUCGAGGCAGACGAACAGUACGCCCGUCGACUGGCUGAGCAGUACAAUAGCGAAGGACACGGUUCGCGUUCCAGGGGCGAGCCUCGACAGCCCCGCCAGCAACAACGCCCGGAUUCACGUGAAGAGGAAGAUCAGGGUCUGUUCAAUAAAGAGGACCUUGACGAGAUCAAGCAAACCCUCGAACAGGGGUUCAAGGGCGCGCAGAGCACGUUCAACAAUUGGAUUCAGAACGUUAAGAAGAAGUUGGAUGGCCCAGAGGGCUUUGACCAGUAUGGCAACGAGACAUACCGUCGGGAUCAACGCCAGAACUUUGGACCGUCGCAGUCAGAUCAACUCCGCGGUGUUCGUAGGUCUGCUGAGGCGCGCCGGUCUGCCGACCACAAUCGAUACGACAACGACAAUCGUAUGCUAGAUGACGACUUCGAAGCUCUCGAGCUUAGGGAUGACGAGUCUCAUCCCAAUCAGCGAUCAAAUCGCCCGCUUGCGAACCCCGACCUGUUCAAGCCUACACCCGUCUCCCCACCGCAAACUGGUCCUGUCGAUGAAGUCGAUGCCCUAUACCGCAAUCCUUCACCCAACGGCCAACAGACCGGUGUCACGGGGAAUAAGUCAGGAGGCAAGAAGUGGCAGCCUUUGACCUCGGUAGCGCCGCACCCAGAAUCGGACGAGCACGACCCGUUCAGCCUUGGCGACAGCGACGACGAAGAGGCGAAGACGAAGGACAUCAAGGCCGAAGAUACGGAGCGAUUAAAGAAGGCAGCCGAGGCCAAGAAGGGGGAUGAACCGGCACCGGCUGGGCUAACACCUGCUGGACGGAGUGGCAGCGUCGGCCAGAAAGAUGCAGCAGCUGAGGCACUUCUGAAGGAUGCCAAGUAGGAGUUGGGUGUUUUUGGCUUCUUGCAGAGAGAUCUUGUGGCUGGUAUGGCACUAGCCGCUGUAAACAACCACGCAUGAAAUAGAAGGCAUCUUGUUAGCUUCCAUGAUGUGAUUUAUAUACGUUGAAAUACCUUCGACACACC
This is a messenger RNA of Paraphaeosphaeria sporulosa, 1548 nucleotides long. RefSeq lists its product as uncharacterized. The record is from RefSeq and is a predicted model, not a curated record. Gene Ontology annotation, molecular function: ubiquitin binding; ubiquitin conjugating enzyme binding. The transcript has 5 exons. Bases 98 to 1405 code for a protein of 435 amino acids. Gene Ontology annotation, cellular component: cytoplasm. NCBI's taxonomy places the organism in Eukaryota, Fungi, Ascomycota, Dothideomycetes, Pleosporales, Didymosphaeriaceae. Gene Ontology annotation, biological process: ubiquitin-dependent protein catabolic process.